This is a messenger RNA of Schizosaccharomyces octosporus yFS286, 1809 nucleotides long. RefSeq names its product diadenosine 5',5'''-p1,p6-hexaphosphate hydrolase Aps1. The transcript has a single exon. Gene Ontology annotation, biological process: adenosine 5'-(hexahydrogen pentaphosphate) catabolic process; diphosphoinositol polyphosphate metabolic process; diadenosine hexaphosphate catabolic process. NCBI's taxonomy places the organism in Eukaryota, Fungi, Ascomycota, Schizosaccharomycetes, Schizosaccharomycetales, Schizosaccharomycetaceae. Bases 269 to 907 code for a protein of 212 amino acids. Gene Ontology annotation, cellular component: cytoplasm; nucleus. The record is from RefSeq and is a predicted model, not a curated record. Gene Ontology annotation, molecular function: bis(5'-adenosyl)-pentaphosphatase activity; endopolyphosphatase activity; bis(5'-adenosyl)-hexaphosphatase activity.
CACGAGCGCUGGAAUUUGUCGAGUGCCACAUAUCGCGUUUCGUAGUCUUUCUGACAUUUAGAGGAGAUUACCUCUAACUUUGUUAAAUAACAAAGUUAUUUGUUCUGUUGGGAACAUUGGGAUUUAACUCUGGGUCCCUAGGGUAUUCUUGGUUUUUUUUCUCGAAUUUUUUUUGACAGCAAAAAAAAAAAUUUGAUUGGCCUUUUCAGAUUUUACCGACUUUUGUAUGGAAUUGAAUCUUUUCAUAAGAAUCUGAAUUGAAUAGAAGAUGUUAAUGGAGCCGGAUCAUUUACAUACGGCAGUGAACCGUUCGAUGACUUCGCGUGAAGGUAGAAGCAAAAAUCGGUUCAACCCGCUUACAGGGGCGAGGCUCGCUGCUGGUGUUAUAGCGCUUUCGGCGGAUAAACAAAAGGUAUUAAUGGUCUCAUCUGCGAAGAAGUUACCGUGCUGGGUUGUACCAAAAGGUGGUUGGGAAGCAGACGAGUCAGUUCAACAAGCAGCUUUACGCGAAGGAUGGGAGGAAGGAGGGCUAAUUGGAAAGAUUACGCGGUCGUUAGGUUGUUUUAAGGAUGAUCGACCAACGGAUACAGUCGAUCGACGGAAGAAGUAUUUGGAACAACAAAUUGUGAAUGCUCGGCAGCGACAGACCGACAAUGAAACUUCCAGUACAACAUUGGCCACUCAAGCAGAACAAGAAAUUACCUCCAUUGAGAAGUUAAUGAUUCCUCCCCGAGCAGAAUGUGAGUACUUUGAGGUUGUUGUGGAACGACUAGAAGACUAUUAUCCUGAAAUGGGAAAGCGGCACAGAAUGUGGAUGUCCUACGCAGAAGCGAGAAAGGCUUUGGCAAACCGAAAAGAUAUUCUAUCUGCUUUGGAACAAAGUUCUAUCAUUAAAGAUGUUGAGUGAGAACAAUUACAUUUAAAGUGUUUGUUUUCAUCACGACUGCAUUGUUUCUAACUUAGGGUGAAAUAUUUCUCUCAGUGAAACAAUCUGGUUUUUACUUUAAUGGGAUUAACCAAUGCCGAUAAUUUUUGUUCUUUGGCUAAUUUAUGUUAUGGUAACGGAUUGGCCUAUUGUUUAGCCAUUGAUGCUUGUUUUAUGGGAUAUAUCCUCCUUUUUAUAUGUUUAUUCUCUCUUUAAUCAUCAUUUGUAACGGUCUUCUUAGAAUCCUUAUGCUUGUUUGGAACAACCUUUGGACUCCAUUUGCUUCAAUGUAAAUCUGCUUUGUUUAAACAAACAGGAGAAGUUAUGGGAGUUAGAUUUACUUUUAUUAUCUCCAUCGAACUCCCAUGUGUUUUUUAAUUCCUUCUUUUACUUUUUUCCACGUAUGACUUUUACUACCUUUUUCCGAGCAUGCCUCAAUUUCAAUUCUCUUUAUUUUACGUUUUUAUUUUCAUUAUAAUUGAAGAAAUUUUAGUUGUCCAUUUUUUGUACUGCGCAUCAUUUCUUGGUGUUUCAUUAUUUUUACCAUUCGUUCAUUAAAUAAUAAACAGGGUUGUAAAAGAGAUGAAGCCAUUUCUAUUCCUAUACUUCCGCUUAUGAAUAUUUAUAUCAGCAUGCGUUCAGUGUUCUUUGCGUUUAUUUACGAAGACAUACACAUAUAUGUUUAUAAUAUUUUAUUGGCAUGCUGUCUAAACAGCAGGUGGAUGUAGCAAAGCCGGAUACUUAUGUUUCCAUAGAUUACAUGAAUUUUUAUAUAUGGGUAUUAAUGGCUUUUCAUGAAGAUAAUGAAAGGGGAUAGGAAAUGCAGGUUUUCAUAGAAGGCAUUUAAUAUAAUCUAUACUUUCUCAUACGAAAAUGAUUUUCUU